UUCAGUGAAAUUUUCAUAAAACUUCGUUAAAUCCCAUAUAUACAGGAAAAAAUGUUUCCAAGAUAUCGAUUCAUAAGCCCGCUUUGUAAUAAAAAAAAGGCUAUUAGCAUAGUUCAAGAAGCUGAUGUAAAAUCAAAAUGUAGUAGCUCCGAAUCUGAUGAUUUGGAAGAUAUUUAUAAGAGAAGGCCAAGUUUUGAAAAUUAUGAAUAUCCUAAUGAUUACUGGAAACUUAUGAAAUCAGUAAAAUAUUUUAGUUAUGAUAGACCUUUGCUCACAACACUUGCGCUGAUUACUUCAUACGACUGUGAUUUUCAAGAUCCUGUUAUGUUAAAAUGUUUGAGUCACUACAAAGUAAUAGAAAUUUUGCUCAAUGUUUUACACAGUGACGAAAAAAGACUUCAGUUCAUGGCUUUAAAAUUUUUAAGAAAGCUAUCAAAAAUCAGAAUGCUGCGUCAUGAAAUUGUCUAUCUUGGUGGUAUUCAGUCAGUGGUUAAACUUUUAUCUGAGCCGCAAACUGACAUAAGACAAGCGGCAACUGAAACUAUUACAUGCAUUGCUGAUUUCCAUAAAGCAUGGAGAACAGUCCAACUUUCUGGAGGCAUCCCACUUCUUGUUAACAUGAUCUAUCUUCCUAAACAUUUACUUUAUGAGAAAUCAGAAGUUUUAAGUGACCAUCUAACUGGAAUCAUAAAUGCUGCUGAAGCAGCAGCGGGAGCACUAUUUGAAGUUUGUAACUGCCGUAAAAAUCGAAUCGAGCUUUUAUCCAGUGGUGCAUUACGGGGUUGUCAGAAUAUUCUUAAAACUCCACAUGUCCAAUUAGCAACAAUUAUAAUGCAACUUAUUCAACGAUGUGCUACUUAUAAAUGCGUUCGUUUGGCUAUACGAAAUUUAGGAAUGCUAGAAGAUUUUCGCAGUCAUUUUUAUAGUGAGGAUCAAGGACUAAUGCAAGCAGCAGCACAAGCGGCUUUUACCUGUGCAGAAGGAGAUGAAUCAAGACAAUUUUUUGGCAAAGCUGGAUUUGUGGAUAAACUUUUUGAAAUAAUUCAAACGUCUUCAUUCCAUACAGAUCACAGAAUGAUGGCUUCCAUAUCAGGGGCUUUAUGGAAAUGCGCAGAAAAUGAAGCAAAUGUCUUGCGGCUACAAGCAUUGAAUGCUUCGCCAUUGUUAAUUCAACUUUUGGCUUCACAGCCAGUCGACGUUCAGGAGCAUUUAGUGGCAUGUCUCUGCUGCUGUAUGACAAAUCCUCAAACCCGAAACACGGUUCGAAAGAAUAAUGGCAUUGAGAUGCUAAUUGGACGUCUUCAUACUACAGCUCCAAAACUGAUAAUGUAUUUAAACAGAGCUUUAGGCAUUGUUUCACGUGAUACUGAAUGUUUAGCGCUCUUAGAGAAGCAUAAUGCAUUGCGACUAAUAUGGUCUCACCUUAAAAAUGACAACCCAUCUGUUGUGUCAAAUACAGCAUGGCAAUUAGCAGCUAUUUUAAAAAAUAUUGAAAAUUCGGCAAUGUAUGUUCGAUCAUUGGUGGGGGGAGUUCAACUCCUAACAGAACUUCUGAACUCUAAACAUACACGCGUACUCACGCCUAUUUGUGCUCUCAUCAUUGUCUUAUCGAAAGAGCCACAAAAUCUUCGAAUUUUAUCGGAUUAUCAUAUAGUUAAAUCCCUUUCAAAGCUAACUCAAACUAAAUGCAAACGCUUGCGAUAUCAUCUAUGUAUGGCAAUAACUGCUUGUUGUCCCUACAGAAAUAACAGACAGGAAUUUGCAAAACAGCAAAUAGUAUUUCCAUUAAUAAAAAUGCUGCAAAGUAGAGAUUCAGUAGUAACAGGAGCUGCUACUCACGCUCUUUCUCAGUUGUCAAUUAUUCCUAAGUGGUGUGCUGUUAUGUAUAAUAGUCCGAGAGUAUACGAAAUCUUGCUCGAACAAAUGAAAAGUAAAGAUCAUGAUGUUCAGGAAUGUGCAGCUGAGAUCAUUCAGAAAAUGCGUUUAUUUGCACUCAAUCGUGAUGGAAAUAUUCCAUUAUGGUUGUUAGAAAAACAUAGUCAGUUUUUUUCAAAACAGUUAUAAAAUGGGACCUUUAAAUAUUUUUCUUC
Molecule: messenger RNA, 2090 nt
Organism: Stegodyphus dumicola
Lineage: Eukaryota; Metazoa; Arthropoda; Arachnida; Araneae; Eresidae
Product: armadillo repeat-containing protein gudu-like
Molecular function (GO): protein binding
Source: RefSeq, a predicted model, not a curated record